Molecule: messenger RNA, 555 nt
Organism: Nerophis lumbriciformis (worm pipefish)
Lineage: Eukaryota; Metazoa; Chordata; Actinopteri; Syngnathiformes; Syngnathidae
Source: RefSeq, a predicted model, not a curated record
AUGUGGCCAAAUCAAGGUUCAUCAAACCCAGCCUAUCCUCCUGGCUACAACCCCGCAUACCCCCCGUUACCCCCUAACACGGGUGUCUAUCCCCAGCCCCCACGUCAACAAUACCUGCCAGUCCAGUAUCCACCAGGUGUCAACCCUGCCAUGUUACCCAAGGCACCCCCAGUUGUGACAUCUUACACAGGAGUUCCUGGACCACAUCCCUACCCAGUAACACCCACAGGAUAUCCAGUAGCACCCACAGGAUAUCCAGUAGCCCCAGCAGGAGUCGUCCAACCCGGUGUGUACCAGUGUGCCCCAAAAGGCUACCACUACAAGGGCCAUCACUACCAUGGGGGGGUCAACCCAUUGUAUCCCUUGAACAGGGGGAUUGGCGGAGGGCUAGCAGGCUUGGCCGUGGGACUGAUAGCACAUAAAGCCCACAAGAAGUUGAAGAAGGGAAAGAAGCUGAAGAAGGUGCACAAGAUGUAUAAACAUGGUUACUACAAUUCUGGGUGUCUGUCCCUACAGUCCUCCUCCUCUAGCAGCAGCAGCAGCGACUCCGACUGA